Plutella xylostella (diamondback moth) is the source of this 1290-nucleotide messenger RNA. RefSeq lists its product as uncharacterized. The record is from RefSeq and is a predicted model, not a curated record. NCBI's taxonomy places the organism in Eukaryota, Metazoa, Arthropoda, Insecta, Lepidoptera, Plutellidae.
AUGACAUCAAUGGAGGAACUCAUUGAUCAACAAGAGGACACUGCUAUUUUAAUUCAGAAGGCACAAACAAACUUCAAGAAAGCGCCUAAGGCCAGAUUAACACUUGGUUAUUUAAAAGUACGAAUACAAUGUAUAGACGAGUACUGGGAUACAUUUAAAAACACGCACACAUCCUUGUUAAAAGCUACCAAAAGGGAAGAACGGGCAUGUUUACCGUACUUUAUGAAUGAAAGCUACAGCGAGUGUGAAGAUAAUUACCUAUCACUAAAAUCGGACAUGCAAGACUUGAUUAACAUAUUGACAAGUACGGAAACAUCGAACAUUUCAAUGACAAGCGAACAUUCUAGAAUUCAAGGAGCAGGAGUAUCAGUGGAUGUGAGGCUACCGAGGAUUGAUUUACCUAAGUUCUCCGGUAAUUACGAAGACUGGCAAUCGUUCGAGGACACAUUCUAUUCGCUCAUACAUAACAAUGCGGCGUUAAGUAGUGUUCAAAAGUUACAUUAUUUAAAGGCAUGCCUGACUGGUGAAGCCAGUGCUACAUUGAAGUACUACCAAGUCACAGAGAGUAACUACGCACCUGCUUUGGAAACAUUAAAAAAGCGCUACAGUCACAAGCGACUUAUAGUCAACACAAUCUUAAAACGUUUAUUUAUGCAGAGGAAAGUACAAGCACAGUCCCCAACUCAACUGAAGGUCUUCUUAGAUAUAACAAGAGAAUGUUUGAGCGGGUUGAAGAAUUUGAACAUAACAACAAGCACAUGGGAUCCAGUUUUGUUAUUCAUAUGUACACAGAAGCUGGAUACUGAAACUCAUAAGGAGUGGGAAGAGCAUGUCAGCUCAUCAUCAUCAUCAGCAAGCUUAGAUGAACUACCAACAUUCAAGGAGUUCUUGACGUUUCUCGAAGGCAGAAUUCACACUUUAGAACUCACCGUGGCAAUUCCAAAGCCGAUUAAAGAACGCACAUUCCACGUGGCAAGCACAGAAGAUAAAACAUGCGUAUUCUGUAAUAAAGAGAAUCACACGCUUUCACACUGCAGAGAGUUUGCUAAGCUGACACCCACAAACAGAAGUGAAUUUGUUAGAGACAAAGGAUUGUGCUACAACUGUCUGCUACCGGGGCACCCUGUAUUCUACUGCAAGCUGCAAACCUCAUGUCAAAUAUGCCGGAAACGCCAUCAUUCACUUCUACACGAACGAGUUAAACAAGAUGUCACUGGUAAUAAGGAACAAAUAAAUGCAACAGAGGCAGCCAGUUGUACACUGAUGUGGAGGAUGAAGAUAACAUUUUAG